This is a messenger RNA of Prorocentrum cordatum, 326 nucleotides long. Lineage: Eukaryota; Dinophyceae; Prorocentrales; Prorocentraceae. The record is from the annotation of a GenBank genome assembly.
GUCUACCCGGGCAGGCCCGCGGCCUGCGCCGGCAGAGGCCCCGCAGACGGCGCGCCGUUUCCCGGCGAAGCGGACGGCGGGUGGCCGCAGGCCGCUGCGCCACCCCUGCCGCCAGCGGGCGGCGGCGCCGGCCACGGCGCGUUCCUCGACGCGGCGACCCAGGGGGCGUCUGCCCUGGGUGGCGACGACAGGCUGGCCAGCUGGUGCAGGCAGAUGAGACUCUCGCCCGCCCUGGUCACGCGCAUGUCAUCCGAGGGCUUCUUCAGCACCGCGGCCCUCGCCCACAGCGACGAGUCGGACCUCAACGACCUGAUCACUGGCUUCGG